Messenger RNA from Ascoidea rubescens DSM 1968, 1563 nucleotides. RefSeq lists its product as uncharacterized. The coding region runs from base 1 to 1563 and encodes 520 amino acids. NCBI's taxonomy places the organism in Eukaryota, Fungi, Ascomycota, Saccharomycetes, Ascoideales, Ascoideaceae. The transcript has a single exon. The record is from RefSeq and is a predicted model, not a curated record.
AUGAGUACUCAAAACAUUGUAAAAACAGAUAAGUCAGCUCAUGAUAGAACUCUUUCACCACCUCAAGUAAAUACUCAAUCUCCACCAUUGACAGAUGGUUCAAUUGUUCUAGCCAAGGUAAAAGGAUUUCCACCAUGGCCGGGAAUGAUUAUUCCACAGACUUCUGCUCCUAUAAAUGUGUUGCUGAACAGGCCAAAGAACGGUUUAUCGUCUUCAAGACAUCGCAAAAAAACGAAAAUUAUACUUCGAAAAUCUAAAGUGAAAUCAAGACAGGGUGUUUCUAAGCUGAUAUCAUCUGAAGAAUCAAGUUUGGUAUCCGAAAAAGAUUUAAUGCAAGUUUAUUUAGUCAAAUUUUUCAUUGGUAAUGAUUAUAUGUGGGCUAAUCAAUUGGAUCUACUUAAGUUGAGUUCUGAAAUAAUUGAGAAAUUUCUAAACGAAAUUCCUGUUAAAAAAUCUCAACGUUUGCUUCAUGAAGCUUAUAAAGUUGCAAAAAAUCCACCAACAUUGGCCGAAUUUUUAGGUUCGGAGGUUCAAGAGGACAAUGAAGGUACUGCUGAUGAUGCUUCUGAUAGUUUAAAAAAUUCUGAAAAUAAAAAAAUAUAUUCAUUAACUGAAGAAAAAAUUGAUUUAAAUAGUAAUUCCACAAAAAGAAACGAUUUUUCCAAAAUUUCUUUGAAACGUAAAACCCAAACUUCUACCAGCCUGAAAAUCAAUUCCAAGAAACAAAGAAAGCUUACUUCAAGCACUUCUAAUACUCUCGAAACUUCCUCAAUCAAAACAUCAAAAGUUAAAUCUCCCUGUUCUGAAAAAUGGUAUACAAUCAAAAACAUCGAUGAUGCAAGUGAUAAUACCCUGAGAGUGAAAGAUUGCGAUAAGGGGUGCUGGGAAAACAAAUUUGGAUAUAAAUAUAAGUUUGGAAUCGAUUUUAAUGACUAUUCACAGGAAGCUUUUAAACCAGAAAUUCUCAAAUUCAAUAGCUUUCCACCUGCAAAUGAGCUUAGUAAAUCUAUUCAAGCCAAUUUAAAAACUUUAGAAGAAAUAAGACUUUUUUUUCAAGAUGUUCUUUUAUCAUACCAUUGCAACAGGCAUAUUGAACUUGAUUCAAAGGUUAAUUUUGAUCGCAACUUCAAUGAAAAUGAUUUAAAAACCUCAAAAUCUAGCAAAAAUACUGAUGAAAAAGUUAGUUAUUCAGGUAUUCUUUUGAGUAAGGAGGAUGAAAAAUCAUUAUCAAACGAAGAUUCAAAGAAAAUAAUUUUCUUCAACCAAAAUGAAAAUUUAAGAACAGAAGAUCUCUCUCUGAAAGAAGCCUUCGAUGUUGUCGCUAAUCACGAUCCUCUGGAAUUAAACCACAAAUUGUCGAUUUUAGAAAACUAUUCACGAAACAAAAUUCCUGAGUUUUUAAUUUUUAAAUCAAACAUCCAUCGGGUGUUUAUUGAGUAUUUGAAGAUAGAACGCCAGACCAAUGUUAAAACAACUAAUCCACAUAUCUCCAAACGAAUUAAAAAUUUGUUAAAUCUCUGGAUAUCAUCUAACGGUAAUUCCAUAGAAAACAUUCUUUAUUAA